Molecule: messenger RNA, 3866 nt
Organism: Anguilla rostrata (American eel)
Lineage: Eukaryota; Metazoa; Chordata; Actinopteri; Anguilliformes; Anguillidae
Gene: relt
Product: RELT TNF receptor
Exons: 13
Coding region: 277-1521 (414 amino acids)
Biological process (GO): apoptotic process
Source: RefSeq, a predicted model, not a curated record
UACUGUAUUCAAAUUUUGGAUGUCGAAGAGGGGAGCUUGCCAGGGUACUUCCUACCGGCGUUUCCUUUUUCAUGUAUUGAAACAGCGAUAUUGGCAAUAAAAUACAUUUUUUAAUUAUAUGAAUGAAAGGAUGACUGCUAUAGAUAAUUAAUUUAACUUUUAAUAUCCAUCAAUCAGGGUGCAACUGUUUGGUGCUGUUAUCGGUGCAUCUGGAGCCGAUGGUCCACUGGCGCAUGAGCGUAAUGUAUCAUAUGUUCAUAGAAGAUUAUCUUGAAGAUGAUGAAGAACCACCUUCACUGCUCGGCUCUUGUCCUUCUCACCUUCCUUGGCCUGCAGGAGGCGCUGGAGACGCAGUGUGGGUGGGGAAAGGUCCUGACCAGCGAGGGGUGUGUCUGCCAGCAGUGCCCAGCGGGUCAGCAGCCCAGCAGGGCCUGCGGGCAAGCUGAGGGCCCAGAAGUGGAGGUGAAAUGCCAGGCCUGUCCGGCAGGCACGUUCUCGGGCUCCUAUGACUCCGAGCUGUGUAGGCCCCACACCUCCUGUCCGGCCCUCAACCGCCAGCUCUUGAGCCCGGGCACCCCUGAGAAGGAGGCUGUCUGCGGAGAAUGCCUGAGCGGGUUCUACCCUGCUGCGAAGGGGGAGUCUUCCAGCCACAGCUUGUGUGCCAGACUGUCCCCGGACCCGCUGGUGCGCGUGGCACGGAACGCGGCCUCCCGGGGGCCGGCGGCGAACGGCACCAGCACGCAGGGCCCCGAGGAGAAGAGCACAGAGUACGCCGUCUUCGCCCUGGUGCCCAUCUUCUGCGUCAUGGGCCUCCUGGGCAUCCUCAUCUGCAACACCCUGAAGAAGAAGGGCUACCGCUGCUCCGCCGACAAGGAGGGCGGGGACGAGGAGGCCGCCUCGCCGCAGAAAGAGGGUAAUACUGGUCCGUUCACUGUGGAUGACCCCAAUGAAGACACCAUUGGCGUGCUGGUGCGCCUCAUCACCGAGAAGAAAGAGAAUGCCGCAGCUCUGGAGCAGCUUCUCCUGGAUUAUGAGAAUAAGCAGAUAUCCAUCAGCAAAGCGCCGUCCAUCAAGUUCCCGGUCCUGCCCCAUCUGCCCCAUCAGUUCCGCUCCCUGCCCCGUCUCUGCCCCCACCAGCACCACCUCCACACCAUCAAUGGGCUGGCCCCCAAGGCGGGCCACUGCUGCUCCCGCUGCAGCCAGAAGAAGUGGCCCGAGCUCCUGCAUCUGCCCGUCGACACGCGGAAAACCACCGCCCCCAGCACCAAGGCCCCCCUGCCCACCAUCCUGUCUGUGGGAAGGUUCCAGGUGGCCCAGAUUCCAGAGGCGUCCACAUCCCUGGAGCUGACCCCGCCAGAGUCCAGCGACACCGACUCGGUGGACACCUCCCACGCGGAGGCGGCGGACGAGCAGUCUCUCCUGGGGAUCUCCUCCAUCUCCUCCUCCUGCGGGUGGACCAAGAGCAAGCAGGAGGACCGAAAGUUUGUCAUAAGGCUUGGAGAAACCAACCUGGUCAUCUGAAAGGUCAACAGCUAAUCGGGGAAAGAAGGCAUGCUGGGAGAUGACAGUCUCACUGGGCAGUGUGGGCGAGCGAUGCGGGUGAAGAGCGUCCGGAGAGCGGACCCCCAAAAGUCACAGGCCUAGAACCCUGGGGGAGGGGUUCCCCUGGCUGCACCCUGCAGUCUGUUAAUUGCAUAUUUAUUACACUAUAAUUAUCAUAAUAAUGAGCAAUGAGCUUCUAUUUCAGAAGCUGAGACAAGAAAAUAAAAAAAGCAAUAUUACCUGCUUUGUUAGUGCUUCCAAAUCACAGUAGUCAGGGCUUUGGCCUGUGGUAGUGAACUCUAAACUACUGUAGGAGAAAAAAGAUCACUACAGACAGGAAACCCUGCAUGCCAGCCAGCUCUCCCUAGUAUUACAGAAACAGAUCUGAGACCUUUGUCUUUCAAUCAUGGUUUUUUUUUUUUUUUAAUGAAGUUUUAGCCACUUGACCUUUUUUGAAUUCCGAUCAUGACCAGCAAAGUAGUGGACCUAUACACAAUGUGGAAUGUAAUUUAAUACUGGUUAUAAUACAGUUUGUGUUGAGGAAACAUUUGUUAUACAGGUUUCUUUUCAUUUGAACAAACUGAGAUCGACCGAGACCUAUUAGGAUAUAUCGUCAUUUCAUUUUCCUUUCUUCACACAGCAUAGAAUGGCUUUCAGGUGAAAACAGUACUUUUUAUUUUCAUCAUCUCUCUUAAACGCACAAGCUGUACUGUAAUUUACUGUACAUAUGUUCAGAGGGUGUUGAAGACCAGCUCCACUUUUUAUUGAAACUGUACUGUAUCGGGGGGGGGGGGGAAAUACAGGGUGUUUGUGCUUGGCAUUAGUUUGCUGUGUCCCAGUGUUUCCAACCAGGUUGUUUUGGGUGCAGGAUGAUGGCAUGCUUUUGCUUGGCCUGGGACUUCCUCUUUCCAUGUGUAUUCAUCUCAGACUUUGAUGUCACUUCCUGUCCUGUGGUGCCACAAAGUUGCCAGGCAGUUACUCAACUCAAGCACAGCCAUCAAAGCACAUGAUUGCAUAUUUGUAAACCUCCCAAAGUUGUGUUGUAUUGUAGUCUGCUGACUUGUACAAGAAAAGGCAUAUCCCAGAAAUUCGUAAAUAAAAAUGUUUAUUUUAAAGAUCACUUGCGUGGCUUAAAUGCAGUGUGCUGUUAAAGCAGCAUAACAGUAGUUUAUCAUACUUUAUCCCCCACGCAAUAUGGCUAUAGUAUUAACUAGGAAUUAUUGGUUGAUGGCUUGACCCUUUCAUGUAAACAAGUCAUUAGGGUAUUCCUCUGUCUGAGAGAGACUGGGGUCUUUGGGCACAGUGGGUUGUUAAACAUUUCUACUGGACAAAAAAUUCAUUCAGAAGUUCCAAACAUUAAUGCUACACACAUCUUUGAGGUCCCCACGAAUGCAUCCAGCCAUGCAUGGGUGUAGUUACGAGUGUACCACAGAGGACUCUGUGGGCAGUUUAAUGGCAUUAUCUUGCUUCUGUCUGACCCAUCACAGCCCUCUGUUGCAGUGUUGUUCUUGUGGGUUAGGGUUUAUGCAUCUGAGCCUACCUCCAUUCUAGCUGGCAAAGUGUAGGUUUUGACCCAAGCACAGUACUGUACAGUUUGUGCAGAUCUUAAUGAUAAACUGUCAGCACAGGAAUAGCUGUAUCUUAGCCCUGCUCGAGGUCGUCACAUAUGUAGGAAAACCGAGGCUAGCUUUAAAACCAGGAGAGGAAACUUAAGUUACUCUGCUCGGUUGUCAACGCACACGUACAAACUUACCGACACCCAACUGAUGUCAGUUCCACUUCGGAGCACUUAAGAUCCAUCAUUUUCUGGUACUUGGAGAUAUGUUUACUUGAUACACUCUUACCUAAAACUGAGUGUGAAAAUCACAUUGUCAUAUGAUUUACUAUUAUUAUAGUAGUAUCUCCAGUAGUUUUGGCUUAACUAGUAAUUAUAUCUGACUGUUUAUGUCUCAUUCCCAACACUGAAACACUUAUUUGUUUUUUUAGUAUUUUGUUUCCUUCCUUAUUACUUGUAGCAGAAAGGCGUCAGACAUUGCCACUUCAUUGUGGCAUCACUAUUUUGUUAUGAUGGUUUACAUUAACAUUUUACAUAGUGUGUCAUUUUUGUAUUUUGUAUGUUUGCAAUUCAGUUAUGGAAGAUUAUCAAUUUGAUCCUAUUUAUUGGUUGGACAUUCCCAUGCGUUUUCUCUCAUUUCUUUUAAAUGUUAUUAAUUGAAGUGUUGUGACAAAAAUGAACUCAACUCUCCAACCUUAUAGGUUCUUAUUUAUUAUAUUCCAUUUCAUUGAUAUUUGUACUCUUUAAAUAAAGGAGCAAUUUAUUUUAA